Messenger RNA from Pseudophryne corroboree (corroboree frog), 2076 nucleotides. It is a transcript of the gene PDE12, whose product is annotated as phosphodiesterase 12. Gene Ontology annotation, biological process: nuclear-transcribed mRNA catabolic process, deadenylation-dependent decay. The record is from RefSeq and is a predicted model, not a curated record. NCBI's taxonomy places the organism in Eukaryota, Metazoa, Chordata, Amphibia, Anura, Myobatrachidae. Bases 201 to 1997 code for a protein of 598 amino acids. Gene Ontology annotation, molecular function: 3'-5'-RNA exonuclease activity. Gene Ontology annotation, cellular component: mitochondrion. The transcript is spliced from 3 exons.
UGCGACUUAAGUUGGAGUUUUUUAGGAUUGGUUUGGGCUUAUUUUUUAGUCAUCAGUUGCUUGGAUUUCAUUUCAGAGUUAGCAACACUGGGCAGUAUCUCUGACCUACCAGGGCCCCAGAACUAAUUGCCUAUGACAGCUAAUAAUGCCCCAUCCUUAGCAAUGCUGUGACUAACAAGGGCACGAAGCACACAGUGUAGAUGCAGGAGGGUGAGAGGCUGACUCCCAGCAGCACGUGUCCUGCAGCUGCUGCGGUGCCCGGGCGCCGUCGUCUGCCUGAGGGACCAGCAGAGGGCGGUGCAAUGAGCGCCUCAUCCCGCCGGUGGAUGCUGCUGCUGUGCAGGGCGCUAGGCCAGGCCGCGGCCAGCAUGGAGAAGGCGGUGGUGCGGGCCAUCCCCUCCGAGGCCAAACUGACCAUCUCCCUCAGCCUGUCCGGCUCCCACCGGCAGCUGCAGCGAGACCAGAGCGAGCCCCUUGGCAAGGCCCUUGCCCGGAUCUCCGCUAGCGCCACCAAGAGCAAGAAGCGGAAGGAGCCCCCCGCGCCGGGGCCGCCCGUGCGCCUCCUCUUCCACGGCCAGCCGGUGCCCGAGGCGGCGCCCAACGCCGAGGCCUGGCAGGACGGCGCCGAGCUCCUGGUGGGGAACCUCGUCUACCGGGUGGAGCGGAACCCGCCGACCUGCCACUCGCUGGGCCUGCCCCGGCACAUCAUGGCCGGCUUCCCCCUCUGCCCGCGCCUCAGCCUGGAGUUCGCCGACCCGGAGCGCUCCCCCUGCGUGUGGUACAAGCAGGCCCCAGCAGAAGCCGGGGGCUCGCCUGAAAAGCCGACCGAGCAGGAGUGGGUGGAGGCCGGCCACGAGCGGGUCUACGUCCCGGCUGUCGGCGACAUCGGCCUGCGGCUGAAGCUGCGCUGCACGCCGGGGGACGGGGAGAGGCUCGGGGAGAGCCGGGAGCUGCAGGUGGAGGGCCCCGUGGAGGCCGGCCCGGGAGCCUGCACCUUCGACCAGCGGCACCUGUACACGCAGCGGCCGGCGGAGGAGCCGGUGACCCGGGCCGUGUCCUACAACCUGCUGGCCGACGUGUACGCGCAGACCGAGCAUGCCCGCACCGUGCUCUUCCCGUACUGCGCGCCCUACGCUCUGGAGCUGGAGUACCGCCACUGCCUCAUCCGUAAGGAGCUGAGCGGCUACCGCGCCGACCUGCUCUGCCUGCAGGAGGUGGACCGCACCGUCUUCUCCGACAGCCUGGCCCCGGCGCUGGAGGCCUUCGGCCUGGACGGCGUCUUCCGCCUGAAGGACAAGCAGCACGAGGGCCUGGCCACCUUCUACCGCCGCAGCCGCUACCGCCUGUGCAGCCAGCACGACGUCCUGCUGGGGGAGGCCCUGACCGGGGACCCGCUGCACCGGCCGCUGCUGGAGCAGCUCUCCCGGUACCCGGCCGCCAAGGAGAAGGUUCUGCAGAGGUCCUCCGCCCUGCAGGUAUCUGUUCUUCAGUCAACAACUGAUCCAUCUAGAAAAAUAUGUGUUGCAAAUACCCAUCUUUACUUCCACCCAAAAGGGGGCAACAUCCGAUUAAUUCAAAUAGCCGUGGCUCUAACUCACAUCAGACACGUGGCUUAUGAACUUUACCCAGGCAUUCCCAUCAUAUUUGGUGGCGAUUUUAAUAGCACGCCCUCCACGGGUAUGUACAGUUUUGUAAGAGAUGGGACCAUCCCCGAGGACCAUGAAGACUGGAUGUCUAAUGGAGAGGAGGAGCGCUGCAAUAUGUCUCUCAGCCACCCUCUUAAAUUAAAGAGUGCUUGCGGGGAGCCUGCUUACACCAACUAUGUAGGGGGGUUCCACGGCUGUCUAGAUUAUAUAUUUAUUGACUCUGAAAAUUUAGAAGUGGAACAGAUCAUUCCUAUGCCAGGUCAUGAAGAAGUCACAAGUCACCAGGCCCUACCUAGUGUUUCCCACCCUUCUGACCAUAUAGCACUAGUCUGUGACUUAAAGUGGAAGUAGGAAGACUUGAUGUGUAUAAAUGAAAUGUAAAGUUUAUGCUGCAGGUACUAACUUUCUUUACCAUAAAAUGUUCAGCAUU